Trichobilharzia regenti is the source of this 2508-nucleotide messenger RNA. The record is from the annotation of a GenBank genome assembly. Lineage: Eukaryota; Metazoa; Platyhelminthes; Trematoda; Strigeidida; Schistosomatidae.
AUGAAUAAUACACAGUCAACAAGUGGUCAUAAACCAAAAACCAAAUUACACAUUUCUUCAAGUGAUACACCACAAACAGUAUCAGGUUCUCCAGCAGGAAGAGGAUUUUCAAGAGCUUCAUCAGCUGAUUCUGUUUUCGAUGAUAUCUCAUCGAAAGCGCAUGCUUUAUUUUCUAUUCUUGAUGAAGAAAACAAAGGCUAUCUCGAUAAUCAGUAUCAUGAUGGAGAUGGGAAAGUUAGUGCAGAUGAUUUCAUGCUUGGAUUACGUACAUUGGCGAAACGGAAUAGUCUGAUUCGGGCUUCAUUAAGAGCCACCACAGUAACAAAUUCUUCGCGUUAUUUGAUUAAACGCUGUUCAGAUUCCUCUGAUUCACCUAGAAGUCGUCUGGGAUCAGAUGAAACUGGUUCAGAUGUUGACGACAAAUUAUACAAUAAACAUCAUACAAAAAUAAACUGUAACACUAUUCAGUCCGUAAGAAUCAGAACUAAGAGUAGACAAAGACUUCAUCAGAGAAUUCUGACAUUAUCAUGUCAGCAAACAACUUCCAAAUUAACUAGUCAACCUUCUACUUCCUUGCCCGAUAUAAGUUCCGUUGAUGAAUGCUUAAAAUGCUUGAACUGUCAAAAUCAUCUUUAUGAACUAUACCACAUACUGUUAUCAGAAAAUCCAAGUUUAUCUAGAAUGUAUGAAACUGUACUAGUGGAUGUGGUUUGUUAUAUUCAAAGAACGCGCGAAAUUCAGUUGAGAUUAGAAAAACAGAUUGAAAGUGAACGUGUUAAGCAUAGUGAAGCAAUAUUUCGUCUAUCUGAAGAAUUAGAUAAUCAAGUAAAAUUGGCUGAAGAAUCAGCGCGACUUAAAGAAAGAGAAUCAGCCAUGAUAAAAUUCUCGAAUGAACUCGAAACAAAAUCACUACAAAUAAAACAGCUCAAAUCAAAAGUAAAACACCUUGAAGAGCAAGAAAUCCAUCAAAGAGAAACUCAAAAUCAAACUAUUGUAUUAAAGAACACUGAACUGGAUGAUUCACGAAUAAUUAAAUUACAGACAAAAAUUUUACAAGUAAAUCAAGAAAACUACAAUCUGGAAGAAGAUUUAGACAAUACUCGAUUACAAUUAGCCCAGUCACGAUCAGAGUUUAAUGCAGUCCGACAAAGUCUAAAUGACAAAACUCAAGAGUUGGAACAUCAUAUGUCUGCGCUAAUUGAAACAGUCAAAGAAAACUCAACACUAAAACGUCAAGUGGGAAUAUUGCAAGACAUCAACAAAAAGUUAUACGAUGCAAAUGAUAGCCUUUACAACAUGUUUGAAAGUUAUCCUGAAUGUCUUCGUAAACAGUGGAAAGUGGAAGACAUUCAACCAGCUUCUACAACAGUUGAUCAUAAGUUUAGACGAACUUCUAAAGAAUUUAAACCGAUUAAAUCAGUUGUCAAAGCUUUUCAUGUACAUGAAUCCGAAGAUGAUAUUGCCAAGUGUGUGUCAUGUGCAAGUGAUCAAAUCGACGAUCCAAAAGCACAAUCGUCUGGAAAAAGUUGUUACAAUAAAACAAGAUCUGAACAGUCAGAAUGUAGUACAUUGAAAAGUUAUAGAAGUGGAGAUAGUGGACUAUCUAUCCAAAAAGAUGUCAGAGAGAUAGAAUCUGAUGAAGCAGUUAAAUUACUCAACGAUAAACAAAAAUUAUGGGACAAUUCUAGCAACCAUUUAAAAUACGGUAUUCGAUCCGAAUUACAUGAUAAAUCAUCUUCAGCAACAUCAGUUUACUCAAACAAUGGCAACUAUCAAUAUUCAGCUUCAUAUUCCUCCAGUCAACCAGAUUCACAUGGUAAAAACGGGACAGUAAAAAGGCAAAAUAAAAAAAAUUCAUUCAGUAAAGAAAGUUAUAAUAAUAUAAAAUCUCCAGUAGAUGAAAAAUUAAGAAUUUUUCGAAUAAUGCUGGCUGGUGACUCUGAAGUUGGUAAAACCAGUUUACUUAUACGCAUGUGCGAUAAUGUGUUUACAGCUAGUUCAGUUACAACUAUAGGUAUCGAUAUGAAAAUGAGAUCUGUUGAAGUCGAUGGUAGAAAAGCCAUGAUGCAAAUAUGGGAUACCGCUGGACAAGAAAGAUUUCGUAGCGUAUCAGCAAGCUUUUAUAGAAAAGCAGAUGGUAUUCUAUUGGUCUAUGACUGUACUUCAGAAUUUUCCUUCAUGAGUACUAGAGACUGGAUUACAAUUAUAGAAGAGAACGCGGGUAAACAAAUACCUAUUGCCAUAAUUGGUAAUAAGAAAGACUUAAAAGAGCAAAAGGAGUGGCAAGGGAAUAAAUGUGUUAGCUAUGCAACAGGUGGCAAACUAGCGAGAGAGAUUGGAGCAUUGUUCUUUGAAACAAGUGCACUGACAGGAGAAAAUGUGAAUGAAUGCGUAGAAGCACUAGCUAGGCUGUUAUGUGCUCAAGAGGAUUACAACUUGCGAUGUCCACAGUUGAAGCUGUCAAACGAUAAUCCGCGGCCAACACAUUCAAAAUGCUGUGCACGAUAA